Adineta steineri is the source of this 1110-nucleotide messenger RNA. The record is from the annotation of a GenBank genome assembly. NCBI's taxonomy places the organism in Eukaryota, Metazoa, Rotifera, Eurotatoria, Adinetida, Adinetidae.
AUGGAACAAAUAAUUUAUGAUAAAUUAAAUCUAACAACUGAUUUACCUAACAAAGAUCAUAAGACAUAUUUAAAUACAAUUAUAAAAGAUUAUUGUAUGAAAAGAGUAUGGACAGAUUCACCAAUAAUAAAAGAUAUAUUACAUUUACUUACUUCACCUAAUCAAAUUCUUAAUAAUGAACUGAAUUCUAUUAUUAAUCAAGAUUUAAUUGAAUCAUUUAAUGAAUUAGCUACUUAUUAUGCUCAAAUGGCAAUUAAAGAUCUUGAUUUAAAUCAACAACAUCAUCCAUUAUUAAAUGCAUGUCAUUCUCUAGCUUCAACUUUACAUUCAGAACAAGUAACAUGGCAUUCAACACAUCUUCGUCUUAUUCAAUUAAUUGAACGUUUUCCUCGUUUAGAACCAUUUUUAAUCAUAUUAAAUAAAUAUGGUUUACAUUUAAAAGAUAUUCUUAAUGGAGAAAAAAAUGGAUUAGAUAUAUUUUUUGGUGAUGAUGAAAUUGAACAAACUUUUCAUUCGAUUUGUCAAUAUUUACAAUUACAAUAUGAACAACAACAAAAUAAAGAUAAUUCAUUUGAGAAUUAUCGGCUACGUAUAUUUUGGUUAACUGAUCGUGGUUUAUUAAUUGAUUUAUAUUAUGCAGAUUCUGAUCCAAUACAACUUGAAAAUGCUCAACAAACAUUUAAUACACAUAUAACUAAUCAAAUAAUUGAUUUAUAUGAUACAUUAAAUCAAAAUGAAAGUACAUUAAUUAUUAUUCAAAAAACAACAUCGAAUGAAAUAUUACAAAGACUUGAUGAACGAAUAAAUCAAACAUGGUUAAUAUUUACUGAAGAUGAUCAAAAUAAUGAAAUGUCUAUUAUAUUUGUAUGGCAACUUGAUCAAAUAUCAUUGAAUGAAAAUAAUGAUGAUUUAGCAUUUAAUCAAAAUGAAGAACUUAUAUGUGGACCAUUAUCACUUAUUAUUCAAACAAUUCAAAAAUCAUCACCACAUCUUCAUCCAUUUAUAUAUUUUCUUACAGAUCAUGCUCAAUUUAAUAAUGAUUCCAAUCUUAAUAUAAUUCCAUCACCAUUUAUUGGUCUUGCACAAAGUUUCAUAACUGAAUAUGAAUGA